CUCCCUGGGAGGGGAGGGGGCCUUCGACGCCGAGCAGGAACCGCCGCCCCGAGCUUGAAGUCGCUAGGACUUCUCUCAAACUCGUGUGCUGAGGAGACUCCGAUGUUGACCUCAGCUCCUAGGCUGAACUCAGCAGAUCAGCCCAUGAAAACUUGUGUUUUGAGACAAAGGAAAGGCUCUGUCAGAAAACAGCAUCUACUGUCCUGGGCUUGGCGCCAAGGAAGAGGACAAGUAGUGGAAGUCUUGCAAUCUGAAAAGCAGACUGAAAGGUGACAAAGAAGUUGAAGAUGGGUGGUGGAGAAAGGCAUAACAUUCCAGCUCCUCAAUCUAGAAAUGUUACUAAGAACCAACAACAGCUUAAUAGACAGAAGACUAAGGAUCAGAAUUCCCAGAUGAAGAUUGUUCAUAAAAAAAAAGAAAGAGGACAUACUUGUAACUCAGCAGCUACAUGGCAGGUUAUGCAAAGUGGGGGCAAGAACCAAAACUUAAAUAAUCAAAAUUGGAACUCCAGCUUAUCAAGUCCCACCUUACUUUUUAAGUCUCAAACUAAUCAGAACUAUGCUGGAGCCAAAUUUAGUGAGCCACCAUCACCAAGUGUUCUACCUAAACCACCAAGCCACUGGGUUCCUGUUUCUUUUAAUCCUUCUGACAAGGAAACAAUGACAUUUCAACUUAAAACCUUACUUAAAGUACAGGUAUAAAAAGUACUGCUUAAAUUGAGUUAUAUUUAAGGGUACUUGGCCAGUUAUUUUGAAACAAAUUCACCAGGGAAUUGAUCUGUGUAACAAUGUUGACUAAAGUAGAGAAGAUAAAAUUAGACUGAUCUCAGUUAGUGUUGUGUGCACUGUGAUGUAAUGGUAGUAUCAGUGCAAUUUCAACAACUAAUAAUUGUACAUGUACUAAAAAUUCAGUUAACUCCUAAACUUUCAGUUAAAUUUAAAGGAACGAACUUUUUUUUUUUUUUUUAAUUUACUUGGGGAAAUUGGGUCAGACUUGCUGGAAGUUUGAUUUGACUACAGAUGUCUAGCUAAGAUAAAACAAGGAUUGAAAAUUAAAGUGUUUGAAAAUGUAAUAUCCCAGAAACAACCAAACCAGUAAUAUGCCAACAAUCUGAUGCACUGCCAAAAUAAAAUGUGAAUUGCU
Messenger RNA from Erinaceus europaeus (western European hedgehog), 1143 nucleotides. Its product is annotated as proline-rich nuclear receptor coactivator 2-like. NCBI's taxonomy places the organism in Eukaryota, Metazoa, Chordata, Mammalia, Eulipotyphla, Erinaceidae. The record is from RefSeq and is a predicted model, not a curated record. Gene Ontology annotation, biological process: nuclear-transcribed mRNA catabolic process, nonsense-mediated decay. Gene Ontology annotation, cellular component: nucleus; P-body.